AUGUCAACAACCGCUCCAGACCAAUCAGCAACUUCAAGCGUUACCAAGGAAGCAACUGUCGCAACAAUUCAAGAUGUUGACAUGGAUGAAACAAAAGUUACCGAGCCUCUUCAGACUGCCGUCUCUUCUGCAACAACCACUAAAGAUGACGCAGAUGCAACAAACAGUGCAAGGAAGCAAAAAGCUAAAGAGAGACUCACCAAGAACAAAUAUGAGCAAUCACAGUUUGAAGGUAUAAAAGAUGCAGAGGGUAACAUCCUCCCAAAAUCAGAGAGAAAACCAAAGAGAAAAUGCGCAGUAAUGUUGGGCUAUUGUGGUACUGGGUAUAAUGGAUUGCAGAUUCAAAAUGACCCCAAUGUGAAAACCAUUGAGCGAGACCUUUAUACAGCACUCCACAAAGCUGGGGCAAUAUCAUUAGAAAAUUCAUUAGAUUUGAAGAAAUCUGGAUUUCAAAGAUGUGCGAGAACUGAUAAAGGUGUUCAUGCUGCUGGGAAUGUGGUUAGUCUCAAGAUGAUCAUUGAGGACCCCGAGAUCAAGGAGAAGAUUAAUGAACAUUUACCACAACAAAUUCGUAUUUGGGGCAUCCAGAGAACCACAAAGGGAUUCGAUUGUCGUAAAAUGUGCUCUUCCAGGGUUUAUGAAUAUUUGCUCCCCACUUAUUCCUUGUUGAAUCCCAAGCCACAUACCAAAUUGGCACAAUUGGUUGAUGAAAAAAUGGCGCAAAAUCCACAAUUGUUUCAAGAAGAUGAUGGCGAAGGUGCACAAUUUUGGAAAGAUGUUAGACAGCAAGUGCUAGAUUCUGGUGUUAGCCAGGAACAACUUGAUGCAGUUGAUAAUUAUUAUGCAACGGCAGCUUUGGAAAACCCUUUAUCGAGCCGUCAAGCUCCACUUGCUUCAGGGGAGUCGACACCUGUUCCUUCUGAUAUUGAGCCCAUCAUCAAGAAGAUUAAACAGCUUGAAAGCAAAGCACGUAGAUCAUACCGUAUCUCACCAACAAAGCUUGCUCAUUUCCGUCAAGCCAUGCAGCAAUACGAAGGAACCCAUAACUUCCAUAACUUUACUGUGGGCAAGACGUACAAAUCACCAGAUAGCUCACGUUAUAUAAUCUCUGCAAAAGUGUCUGAGCCAUUUGUGAUUGAUGACUCUGAAAAUUCUUCACAUGCAACAGAGUGGGUGAGUGUUAAGAUCCAUGGUCAAUCGUUUAUGCUCCAUCAAAUUCGUAAGAUGAUAUGUAUGGCUGCGCUUACUGUUCGAUGUAAAUUGCCAGCAGAGAAGUUGCUUGCCAUGUGUUUCAAGCCUGAAAAACUAAACAUCCCUAAAGCUCCGGCAUUGGGUUUGCUUUUGGAGAAUCCAGUGUUUGACGCAUACAACAAGAUUCUUCAAGAAAACUCUUACGAGCCAAUCAAUUUUGAACAAUACGAAAAAGAGAUGCUUGAUUUCAAGAUGAAGAAUAUUUAUGACAAGAUCUACAAUGACGAGGUUAAGGAGAAUACAUUUGUUAGUUUCUUUGGGUAUAUUGAUGCUUAUAACGUUGCUGGUAGCGAGGAAGAUACUACUGGAGGUAAUAACAACAACAACAACAACAACAAUGGUUCAUCAAUUUUUGAUUUCUUGCACAACUACAUUGAUCAGGAAACUGCUACAAAAGUGGAAGCCGAAUCCGCGACGAAGUGA
Messenger RNA from Lodderomyces elongisporus, 1674 nucleotides. RefSeq names its product pseudouridine synthase (gene PUS1). Gene Ontology annotation, molecular function: RNA binding; pseudouridine synthase activity. Lineage: Eukaryota; Fungi; Ascomycota; Pichiomycetes; Serinales; Debaryomycetaceae. Gene Ontology annotation, cellular component: nucleus. The coding region runs from base 1 to 1674 and encodes 557 amino acids. The transcript is spliced from 2 exons. The record is from RefSeq and is a predicted model, not a curated record. Gene Ontology annotation, biological process: tRNA pseudouridine synthesis; mRNA pseudouridine synthesis.